This is a messenger RNA of Lepisosteus oculatus (spotted gar), 2585 nucleotides long. RefSeq names its product signal recognition particle 68 (gene srp68). Lineage: Eukaryota; Metazoa; Chordata; Actinopteri; Semionotiformes; Lepisosteidae. The record is from RefSeq and is a predicted model, not a curated record. Gene Ontology annotation, biological process: SRP-dependent cotranslational protein targeting to membrane. Gene Ontology annotation, cellular component: signal recognition particle, endoplasmic reticulum targeting. Gene Ontology annotation, molecular function: 7S RNA binding; endoplasmic reticulum signal sequence receptor activity; signal recognition particle binding.
CAGCGUGUAAAAAUGGCUGCGGAGAAGCACGGCGAGGCUCAAUCAGCCGUAAUGGAUGAAAACAAGGAAAAAAAACCCGAGGAAGGCCUCGGACUCGAGAUAUUGCAGAUCAUCAAGGACUCUCAGCAGCAGCACGGCCUGAGGCAUGGGGACUACCAGCGGUACAGGGGCUACUGCUCCCGCCGCCUGCGACGCCUGCGCAAGACCCUGGGUUUCAAGAUGGGCAACCGCCACAAGUUCACGGGGAAGAAAGUGACGGUGGAGAUGCUCUCCGACAGCAGGUACCUGCUGCUGGUGCUGAUGGAGGCGGAGCGGGCCUGGAGUUACGCCAUGCAGCUGAAGCAGGAAGCCAACACCGAGCCCCGGAAGCGCUUCCACCUGCUGUCGCGCCUGCGCAAGGCGGCCAAGCACGGCGAGGAGCUGGAGCGCCUGUGCGAGAGCCCCAGGGUCGACGCCAAGACCAAGCUGGAGGCCCAGGCCUACACUUCUUACCUGACUGGGAUGCUGUGGUUCGAGCUACAGGAGUGGAAGGCAGCCAUGGAGGCCUUCAACAAGUGCAAGACGAUCUACGAGAAGCUGGCCAGCGCGUUCACAGAGGAGCAGGCUGUGCUGUACCACCAGCGAGUGGAGGAGAUCUCCCCUAACAUCCGCUACUGCGCCUACAACAUCGGUGACCAGAAUGCCAUUAACGACCUGAUGCAGAUGAGGCUGAGCGCCGGAGGUGGUGGAGGCAUGAUAGCGGAGAAGCUGGAGGCCCUGAUCACCCAGACCCGCGCCAAGCAGGCCGCCACCAUGAGCGAGGUUGAGUGGCGUGGCCGGACCGUCCCGGUGAAGAUUGACAAGGUCCGGAUCUUCCUGCUGGGGCUGGCGGACAACGAGGCGGCCAUUGCUCAGGCGGCUAAUGAGGACACUAAGGAGCGCCUGUACGAGACCCUGCUCAGCGAGUGCCGGGAUUCCAUUCAGGCCGUGCGGGAGGAGAUCAAGGCCGACUCUAAGCAGCGAGAGAGAGCCAUGGACAUGGACACUGGGAAGGUCUCCAACCUGCAGUACCUGCACAGCUACCUGACCUACCUCAAGCUGUGGACCGUGGUGAAGCGCAAUGAGAGCAUGGCUCAGGCUCUGCACGCCAAGCUGAAGGAGCCGCAGCCGGACGAGAACAAGAGGGGUCCCCGGCCCCAGGAUCUCAUCCGCCUCUACGACAUUAUUUUGCAGAGCCUGGCGGAGCUGUCUGUCCUGCAGGGCCUGGAAGAAGACCACAGCUUCCAGAAGGAGGUGGCCCUGAAAACACUGGUCUACAAGGCCUACAGGUGUUUCUUCAUUGCCCAGUCCUAUGUACUGGUGAAGAAGUGGAGUGAGGCCUUGGUUCUGUAUGAGCGAGUCCUGAAGUACGCCCGUGAGGUCCAGUCACAGUCCAGGAACCUGAAAAACAGUCUGAAGGAUCUCCCAGAUGUGCAGGAGCUGAUAUCUGAGGUCAAUGCUGAGAAGUACUCGCUGCAGGCUGCCGCUAUCUUGGACACCGAGGACGUGUGUGAAACCCCUUUGCAGUCCCAAGUCAAAGACGGCAAGCCUCUCUGUGAACGACUGGAGACCUUCUCCAUAGACGCCUCCCUCGUCGGCAAGCAGCCCAACCUGGUGCAGUUCCCCCCCGAGUUCCAGCCCAUCCCCUGCAAGCCCCUGUUCUUCGACCUGGCGCUGAACCACGUGGCCUUCCCGCCUCUGGACGACAAGGUGGAGCAGAAGGGCAAGGGAGGCCUCACCGGCUACAUCAAGGGAAUCUUUGGAUUCGGCAGCUAAUCUGGGCCCAGGCUUUUUUUCCCCCCCCCCCUUUUUUUUUUUGCAAAGGCCUAGGGGUUUGUAGAGCUCAGCUCUGGGCCUUCUGCAGCCUGCAUGGGCCCAGGAACACAUGCCGAUGGAACUCCUGGACUUGCUGUGACCGAUGGAUUCUAGCAUGUUUUAUGGGCUUGUGUUCCACAGCCUGCGUAGUCCACUAGUGGGCUCUGUUAGGUAGUAUCCUGGAGUAUCUUUAAAUAUCAUUUUUAAUACUAAGGCGCCUUCAGUAUGCCAUGUUGACAUGUCAGAUACUGGGAGCCUCACCUCUGUGCUCAGUACCUUUCUCGCAGUGUUUCACCAAAAUCAUUCCAGACGCAGAACAGCAAAAUAUGACUGGGUUUUAAAUUGCUUACCAAGACUGGGAACAUAAGCAAUUGUAUAUUCUUUUUUUUUUUUAGAAAUUAAGUACAACAAGCAAACGAGUUAGAUGAUGGGUAAACCGUCAGUGUUUUUAUACAUUAGAACCACUUUGAUCACCGAUUUAACUACAUGAGGUCAGUGUAUAGUUCCUGCACCUUGGGUUUGAGAAAUGGGUUUGUGUCCACACCAUUGACCUUGUCUACAUUUUCUGACGGCAUAGUUGAUGUUUUGGGUACCUUACUGUUACCGUAGUGGGAAUGCACUGGAGAGGUGUGAACGUUAUUGUACUUCAGAUUGUGAAACUGCAGACCACGUGCAUGGAAGGUAAUCCUUUUCCUGUGAAGAGAUCGCAGAUAAUUAAAAUGAUUUUCUUUCUGUGUUGAAGCACUAAAUGA